AUGGGUAUAAGCGUGUCGGUUGCUUACCCUGAUGAUCACGUGACUGACCGGGAGCUGCCCCUGCCCAACAUCGGGAGAGAGUAUCAUACCACACAUCGCAAGCCUGGGAAAAGACCAAAAUCCAAAUUUCCAACUAUGGGUUCUGCCGAAUGCCUCUCUCUUUUGCACCAUCACAAAGUCAAAAAAUCAUGUCAAAACUUUGUCAGAGAGCCUCCGCUAGGCCCGAGCAGCCUCCAGCCCACAGGCUGGGCCGGGCAUCAGGCAGGGGGCAGCAGCCCCACACCCUCCUCUUCCUCAUGCCCUGAACAACUCGUCCUCCGGAUGAAUCCACACAGUCUCUGCCCAGAGCCCACCAUGGCUGCUCAUACCAUCAAGAAGAAACCCCACGAUCCAGCCACUGUGGAUGAAGUCCUGCACCUGCUGGAUGAAGAGGACACAGGGACAGUAGAAUUCAAGGAAUUCUUGGUCUUGGUGUUUAAAGUCGCCCAGGCCUGUUUCAAGACACUGAGUGAGAGCCCUGAGGGAGCGUGUGGCUCUCCGGAGUCUGGAAGUGGCGCUCCUGUGGCCCCCCAAGAGCCAGGAGAAGGGCAGAGAAGUGGCACUGCAGUGGGAAGGGCUGAGAAGAGACAAGGCCGUGCAGGGAGAAGCAGCACACAGAGUGAGCAGGCUUCCAGGGGGCAGGGCGGGCCUGGGUCUCAGACCCCAGGUCAGGACAUCAGCUCUGCUCAGGCCAGUCAUCGGGACAGGCAGUCUGAGUCCCAGAGACAGGAGGGAGCCAGGCAGCAGAUGCCAGCAAGGGGCCACGUGGAGCAGACCCAGAGAGUGCAAGGAGACAAGAGUCCUCAGACCAGAGAGAGGCGGGCGGAGAGGCAGUCACAGACCAGGGCGGACAGAGCCCACGGGACAAGUGGGACUGUCACUGGAACGAUACCUCAGACCCAGACAGGUGCCACCCAGACCGUGGAGCAGGACAGGAGCUGUCAGACAGGAAGUGCCAGCAUCCAGCCACGGGAGUCCACCAGAGGGACUGAGAUCCACAGCCAAGGCAGGAGUCAGACAAGCCAAGUGGUGACAGAAGGACACAUUCAGACACAGGCAGGGUCACAAACCCAGACACACACCCAGACCGUGGAGCAGGACAGGAGCCAUCAGACAGGAAGCGCCAGCAUCCAGCCACGGGAGUCCACCUGUGGCCAGAUCAGAGAGACUGAGACUCAUGGUCAAGACAGGCAUCAGACAAGCCAGGUUGUGACAGGAGGACACAUUCAGACACAGGGAGGUGCCACCCAGGCUGUGCAGCAGGAGAAGAGCCAGACUGCAAGCCACAUAGGGGCUAGAGAACAGAGCCAGACUCAGAGGCAGUCAGGCAGUGGUCAAAGAUGGACACAAGUGAUCAACUAUGAGGCAGGAGAGACAGUGCUGGGAGGACAGGCCCAGACUGGGGCAAGCGCUGUGACAGGCGGACAGCACCGGAGCAGCACUCACCCACCGUGCGGUGUGACAGGAGGGCAGGGAGAGAGCGAGCCCACCUUGGUUAAACAGGAGUGGGUUGAUGACCACACGAGGGAGAUAGUGAUCCAAAGGCAGGACCAGGGCAGCCUGCACACCAGUGUGCCUUCAGCACAAGGCCAGGCAGUGGCCCCGGAAGGCAAGCGAGGCCUCACAGCCAGAGGGCUGUAUUCCUACUUCAAAAGCAGCAAGCCAUGA
Molecule: messenger RNA, 1707 nt
Organism: Mesoplodon densirostris (Blainville's beaked whale)
Lineage: Eukaryota; Metazoa; Chordata; Mammalia; Artiodactyla; Ziphiidae
Product: cornulin-like
Biological process (GO): positive regulation of cell cycle G1/S phase transition; regulation of phosphatidylinositol 3-kinase/protein kinase B signal transduction; cellular response to cytokine stimulus
Cellular component (GO): cytoplasm
Molecular function (GO): calcium ion binding
Source: RefSeq, a predicted model, not a curated record